Messenger RNA from Aspergillus ochraceoroseus IBT 24754, 366 nucleotides. Its product is annotated as DNA-directed RNA polymerase I core subunit RPA12. Gene Ontology annotation, molecular function: zinc ion binding; DNA-directed RNA polymerase activity; nucleic acid binding. The record is from RefSeq and is a predicted model, not a curated record. Gene Ontology annotation, biological process: termination of RNA polymerase I transcription; DNA-templated transcription. Lineage: Eukaryota; Fungi; Ascomycota; Eurotiomycetes; Eurotiales; Aspergillaceae. The transcript is spliced from 3 exons. Gene Ontology annotation, cellular component: RNA polymerase I complex. Bases 1 to 366 code for a protein of 121 amino acids.
AUGUCUACAAUUGGAUCUCUGGUAUUUUGCACAGACUGUGGCUCCCUACUUGAUGGCUCAGUUGGUGAUCCAACCAGGAUUCUGGUUUGCGAUGUCUGUGGCACUCGAAACAAAGAUACUGUGCCCCAGACUAUCAUCUCUGAGUCCAAGCCAAGCGCGUUUCCUUCGACUCUGAGAGCCAAGCGCUCCGCCAUUCAGACUUUGACCGCUGCGGACAGAAGGACACAGGCUACGAUCGAGAAGACCUGUCCGAAAUGCGCGAGGAAGGAGAUGUACUUUACGGAAGUGCAAUUACGUAGUGCGGACGAAGGAAGUACUAUUUUCUACACUUGUAUUUGCGGUUAUAAAGAGACUACGAACAAUUAA